This is a messenger RNA of Emiliania huxleyi CCMP1516, 972 nucleotides long. RefSeq lists its product as hypothetical. Gene Ontology annotation, biological process: protein folding. NCBI's taxonomy places the organism in Eukaryota, Haptophyta, Isochrysidales, Noelaerhabdaceae. The transcript is spliced from 2 exons. The record is from RefSeq and is a predicted model, not a curated record. Gene Ontology annotation, cellular component: cytoplasm. Bases 1 to 972 code for a protein of 323 amino acids.
AUGCUCGAUGCGCGCGAGAUAUUUGAGCUGCGUCAGCUCUGCACCGCCGCCAGCAUGACGCAGGAGUCGCUCGGCAGCCUGCUCGACGCCUCCCUCUCGGUGCCCGUCCUCGUGCGCAGCGAGGCGGCGGCCAUGGCGGCUGCGAAGCGGGCGGGCCUGGGCAUGGAGGAGCGCGGCAAGCUGCGUGACGCGCUUCGGCGGCACAAGGAGGAGGUGCUCUCGGCGGAGGAGCCGAGGAUCGUCGAGAUUGACGAUGACGACGCCGAGGCGCACCACAUAGUCGCAGCGCAGCAGCAGCUCGCCGUGCUUCGGUCGGUCAAGCGGGCAGAGCAGGCGGAGGCGGCAAAGGGGGAGGAGGUGAUCCGCAACGGCGCGGUGUGCGACCGAUACCGCUGGACGCAGGAGCUGGGCGAGCUCACCUUCGCGCUCGAGCUGCCGCCCGGCACGGCAAAGCGGGACGUCGCCUGCCGCGUGACGAGCGGCACUGUGAGCUGCGGCGUGCGCGGCGAGGCGCCGCUGGUGAGCGGCGAGUUUUACGCGCGGGUGCGCGCCGACGAGGCGAUGUGGCAGCUGCAGGAUAACCACCGCCUCGUGGUGAGCGUGCCGAAGCUCGCGCUCGACCGGCUACAGUGGUGGCCUUGCUUGCUGCGCGGCGACUCCGAGAUCAGCACCGACACAUGCGAGGAAGGGCAGGCGAGCAACCUGCUGUACCGGACGGCGGAGCGGCGGCUGCACGUGCAGAAGGUGGAGCUGCCCGAGAGCAGCGACCCCGGCCGAAAGUACAACCCCAAGGAGGCGGAGGCCGCGUGGAAGGAGUUUUUUGCGAAGUUUCCAGACCUCAAGGCGUGGGAGCUCUCCUUCUCGCCAAAGACGCGCGCGGACGGCUCCGUCGAGAGCGUCGAGGACCAGCUGGUCGACACGCUCAGCAAGGCGAUGAGCAAGGACGAGGGAGGCUGGGAGAAGGCGGCCUGA